Ostreococcus lucimarinus CCE9901 is the source of this 2928-nucleotide messenger RNA. RefSeq lists its product with no specific name. Gene Ontology annotation, biological process: double-strand break repair via homologous recombination; resolution of meiotic recombination intermediates; nucleotide-excision repair involved in interstrand cross-link repair. The record is from RefSeq and is a predicted model, not a curated record. Gene Ontology annotation, molecular function: single-stranded DNA binding; single-stranded DNA endonuclease activity; damaged DNA binding. The transcript is spliced from 2 exons. Bases 1 to 2928 code for a protein of 975 amino acids. Gene Ontology annotation, cellular component: nucleotide-excision repair factor 1 complex. NCBI's taxonomy places the organism in Eukaryota, Viridiplantae, Chlorophyta, Mamiellophyceae, Mamiellales, Bathycoccaceae.
AUGUCCCUCGUCCUCGCCGACGCGAGUCCGAGCGAAGCGGUCGUCGACGGGGCCGACCUUUUGCCGUUCCAGCGCGAGAUCACCAAGGAACUGCUCGCGCGCGAUGGUUUUUGCGUUCUCGCCGAAGGACUCGGUGCGAGCGCAGUCAUCGCCGCGCUCGUCGCCGUCGACGACGCGCUGUCUAAGACGCACGUUCUAGGCGAACCACCCAUGGUGACGCUCAUCGUCGGUGCGAGUGAGCACGCGAAAGUGAGCGUGAAGGAGCGUAUGACGGCGCUGUUUCCGCGCGCGGCGCCGCCGCUGGAGUUCACCGCCGACUACGCGGGCGACAAGAGGAAAAAGUUUUACGACGCGGGAUGCGUGGCGUUCGUGACGACUCGAAUCGCGAGCGUGGAUUUGUUGAGUGGGAGGCUGGACGCGAAGCGAGUGCGAGGGAUCAUAGUGUGCUCGGCGCAUAGGACGAACGAGACGUCGGGGGAGGGGUUCGUCGUGCGGUUGUUUAGAGAGGGGAAUAGGAAAGGAUACGUGCGGGCGAUCAGCGAUCGCCCUGGGGAUUUGACGCGCGGCUUUAAUAGCGUGGAACGAUGUUUGAAGGCGCUGAUGCUCACGCGCGUGCAUCUGUGGCCGCGAUUUCAUUUGCGAGUGAAGGACGAUUUAGACGCGCGUCCGCCAGAGGUGAUCGAAUUGAGACAGCCGAUGAGCGAGAACGUGUUGAAGAUUCAAGAAGCGAUCGUCAGCGUCAUGGAUUCGUGCAUGGCUGAGUUGAAGAAAAGUCGCUACAUCGACACGAGCGAUUUAACGCUCGAGAGUGGGUUGUUCAAGAGCUUCGAUUUGAUUUUGCAGCGACAACUCGACAAGGUGUGGCACAUCGCGCCGAGACGAGUGAAACAGAUCGUGUACGAUUUAAAGACGCUCCGCUUACUCGCAGAUGCGUUGCUGAAGUACGAUUCAGUCACGUUUUUGAAGUACUUGCAGGCGUUGCGAGCGAGUGAGUCACGUGAGAGCAUGUGGAUGUUCACAGAGGCCUCGCACGCGAUUUUCGAGUACGCGAAAAAGCGAGUUUACCUGCUCAAGCGUAAAGCCGCGGCGGCGCAACCGAAAGGCUUGGGCGCAAAGCGACCGCUUCCACCACAAAUCACAGAGACGGACUUGAUUCCGAUUUUAGAACCCAUGCCAAAAUGGACGCUCAUGGAAGAGAUUUUAGAUGAAAUAGACGAAGAACGUCGGCAAGGCGGAGAGCUCCUCGCCGUGGCGGACUCCGAAACGGUCCAAGGAGCGACGUUGAUUGUGUGUAAAGAAGAGCACGUGGCGCGGCAACUGGAGUACUGCAUUCGUUACGGAACGCCGGCGCUGAUGAAUGCGCAUUGGGUCGAUUACUUGUUUAGCCGGGGCGGGAAGAACGUGGCGGCGCAAGUGACGAAGCGACAGACGGGAUGGCGCGGUGCCGGGCGCGGUGGUGGCCGUGGUAGUGGCCGUGGUGGUGGGCGCGGUGCGGCGCAGAAGCCUCAGCGUGUGUAUUCAAAACUCGAGCGCAUUCAGGCGAGAAUGGAGGGUCGAGAAAUCGACGAAGAUCCGGGGCCGGCGAAAGAUGGGAAAUCUGACGAGAACAAACUCUUAGCGGCGGCCGCAGCGGAGGCGAAGAAGACCCUAGUCGCUGCGAAGAAGGCCGAAGACGCGGAUAAGAAGAUGAAGGCUACGAAGGCGGCGAAAGAGUUAGAUAUCAAAAUAGAAAUGAAAGCGGAAGAGGACGCGGCGGCUAGCGACGACGAAGUCAUCGUAGUCGGCGAUACGCGCACGCGCUCGACCGUUAAGCGCGAUACCGAUAACAUGUACGUGUACGCGCACGAGCGCAAAUUGAACCUGCUGAACCGCAUUCAGCCUUCGUUCGUGGUGAUGUAUGAUCCAGACGCGUCAUUCAUCCGUGAACUCGAAGUCUAUCAGGCGACGCGCCCGGACGUCCCGGUCAAGGUGUACUUUUUGGUGUACGACACGUCAUUAGAGGAGCAAAAGUAUCUCAGUAGCAUCAAACGCGAGAGUGCGGCGUUCGAAAACCUCAUACGCACGAAGCAGCAUAUGGCUGUUCCCGCUGAACAAGAGGGUUGGACCGAUUCAGAGAAUCCGUUGCCGUUGUCGUUGCCGAGCUCGACCGCUCGACAUCGAAUCGAGGAGUCGCAAGAGGCGAGUACGCGUAAAGGAGGCAGAUCGCUCACUAUUCGUUCGUCUCUCGAAGUCAUAGUGGAUAUGCGUGAGUUCAUGUCUGCGCUCCCUUGCGUGUUGCAUUCGGCAGGUUUCAAAGUGCGCCCGACGACGCUAGAAGUGGGCGAUUACAUCCUCUCGCCCGAUAUGUGCGUCGAGCGCAAAGCCAUUCCAGACUUGAUUCAGUCCUUCGCGUCUGGGCGUUUGAUAGCACAAGUCGAAGCGAUGUGCAAACACUAUAAGACACCGAUUCUACUCAUCGAGUUUGACGGCUCAAAAGCGUUCGCUCUGCACGCAGAAGCCGACCUUCCUCGUUUCGUCGGGCAGCAACAUCUCAUCACGAAGAUAUGUAUGCUCAUCACACGUUUUCGAAAGUUGCGUCUUAUUUGGAGUCGAUCGAUGCACAUGACGGCUGAAAUUUUCGCAGAGUUAAAAAGGCUUGAGCCUGAACCCUCACUCGAAACUGCGCAGCGAAUAGGCGUUCCCGAUGCCGACGGUGACGUGCACAAACUCGUAAAGGAUAACCUCAACGACGCUGCCGUCGAUUUGUUGCGCAGGCUACCGGGUAUCACCGACGGCAAUUACCGACGAGUCAUCGCACGAGUUGAAAGUAUCGAAAAGAUGUGCGACCUGAGAGAAGACGAACUCGCGGAUAUCCUUGGCGACGCACGGCAAGCGAAGACGCUCCACACAUUUUUACACGCGCCGUUUCCGAAAGAAUUCAUGUUUUAG